This is a messenger RNA of Punctularia strigosozonata HHB-11173 SS5, 1810 nucleotides long. RefSeq lists its product as uncharacterized. Lineage: Eukaryota; Fungi; Basidiomycota; Agaricomycetes; Corticiales; Punctulariaceae. Gene Ontology annotation, cellular component: nucleus; delta DNA polymerase complex. The transcript has 9 exons. The record is from RefSeq and is a predicted model, not a curated record. Gene Ontology annotation, molecular function: DNA-directed DNA polymerase activity. Gene Ontology annotation, biological process: nucleotide-excision repair, DNA gap filling; DNA replication; DNA synthesis involved in UV-damage excision repair. The coding region runs from base 1 to 1737 and encodes 578 amino acids.
AUGUCCCCACCAACCGCCGAGACCUUCAUCAAGAAACAACUGAUCAUUGAGAAGAACAUUGUCACAUUUCGUUCACUCAGUCGAGCUUUGGCUGUACACGUCAAUCAGGCCAAAAAUGAACUGGGAGCAUAUCACUGUGCGGCGACUGCCCGAGGCGACAAAUCUUCGUCUGCGACAUAUAUGCUCGUAGGAGAAAGGCGGCUCACGCGACAAGACUACGCGGACGUUGAUGAGGAAGACGACCAAAUGAGAGACUUGGAAGAAGUUGAGGAUGAGGAGCAUAUCAUGGAGACGACCGUGCUACUAGUCCCCGAGGCCGAUCUCGCGGAAUCGAAAAAGAAGCUAUCGCGUGUGUUGUCUGUACACAUUUACUGCCUUUCACCCUCCCCGAUACAUGAUGCAGCGCUUAUAUGCGAACCGACACCUCUCGUCCGCAAAACCGAUGUGGAGAAGGCAGCGGAUCCGGGCUUCGCAUCUACUGUGGGGAGGAUAGUGGGUCAGGAUGUGAAGCUACAAGGGAAGGCGCCGUUAGCUACACGCGACAUGAAAGGAAAGACGAAAGCCAUCGCCGACGCCGCCAAAGCUGCGAUCCCGAUCCAGCCGGUUCCCAAACCCGAGCCCGCUCCAGCGCAGGAGGCGAAUCUGCCUAAGGCGGAAGACGCGAAGGCGAGCAGGCCUGAACCGGAGGCCCCUAAGAAGACCGACAUAAGACCGAAGCCGACUGGCAAGCUCGACUUCAGCAAGGCGAAGACGAAGAAGGACAAGGAGAGGGAGAAAGAGGAGCAGGCCAAGAUCAAGGCGGAGAAACACGAGGCGGGGGCAGAGGUUGCCAAGAAGAAGGAAGUCGCGAGUAAGAAAGAGGUUUCGGAGCAGAACUCGAAGAAGGCGGAAGACGAGAAGAAAGCAGGGCAGACAAAGACGAAAUCAGUGGAAAAGCGUGGCACAAAACGCAAGUCCACGAACGCGUUGAUGUCUGAUGACGAAGCCUCUGAAUCCGGGUCCGGAUCCGCGAAUGCGAAGUCCACCGCGAGCAGCGCCGUGCCAUCGCGCGCGUCGAGCAGUCGGCCCGAAGUGAAAGUAGGGCCUCCGACCAGAGCAACGACUACCAAAACGGUCAAACGCGGCAUCAUCUUGUCCGACGACGAGGAUGAAGAACAAGUGGUAGCUAAGAAGAGCGCGAAAGGCAAGGCGAAAGCUACGGUCUUAGAGUCGGACGAGGAGAGCUCAAAGAGCGCGCGAGCGAUGUGGGAUAUGGAUGAUGACGAAGUCGAGCGAGUUACGCAUUCGAAAGCGACGUCGCCAGCGGCAUCGCCAGAACCGGGGGACGAUACGGACAGGAUGGACGUGGACGACGACGUGGAACCGGUCCCGAAGAAGCCCCGCAAGAAGAAGGAACAGAAGGUGUGGCCGGUUGGAAGCAAUGGCCUGAGAAAGAAACGCACGGUGAAACGCAAGAUGACCGUCGACGACAAGGGAUACACCGUGUUCGAAGAUGUCUCCGAGUACGAGUCGGUUGAUGAAGAAGACGAGGAAGGACAGUCGGCGGAGGGGCCUGCUGCUGUGCCUACCAAGCCGGCGACAUCGAAGGAGCCCCCCGCCGCCAAGGACGCCAAGAAGAAGGUGCUGAAGCCCUCGGGCGGCACGGGCGGUGGAGCGAAGAAGGCGAUAAAAUCGGACGGGAAGAAAGCAAAUGCCAAGGCAACUCUAGCUGGCUUCUUCAAUCCGACCAAGAAAUAAUGCAUACGGAACAGAAUACUUUACUACAUUUGAUUAUCCCUAUGAUAGUAUGCAAUACAGUUGCAGCGCGAGC